UAAAGAGCGCGCUUGGUCCCUGCACAGCAGGAGCCCGAUAGGCCCCCUGUCUGGUCUCUCCUCAGUGCGGAGCUUUAUUAAAGGCGAUGCCCAAAGGGGAGGGGCCACUCUUUCUUUCCUGUCGGGGUACGGUGAUAGAUAAGUAGAAGACCCCCUGCAAGAAUGCGAUCCCGUUGGAAAACACAAGUCACCGUGUUGUCUUCCCUCGGUCGAAUCACUGACGCUUCAGCAUGCAGCAACUAACCCUCGUCCUCCUGGCAUCCUUCUGGGCAUUCUGCACGGGCUCAGGGGAUUGGUGCUAUCAGUCCCAGUUUACCUGUGAUCAUCCAUGUAACACUCCAGAAAAGUGGGGCCACGUCUUCAAGGACUGCGCAGGGGAGCAGCAGUCCCCCAUUAACAUCGUGACUAGAAAGGCUUUAAAAGACGAGCGCCUGACUCCAUUCCUCUUCAACAACUACCAGCAGAUGUUCAGAGCCCUGGUCAGGAACAAUGGCCAUUCAGUUCAGGUAGAAGUUCCUCACCUCAGCACUGUAGCAGGUGGAGGCCUUUCCACCACCUACAAGGCUGUGCAGUUCCACCUGCACUGGGGCAACAACGGAGGCCCCGGCUCUGAGCACACCAUCGAUGGCGAGCAGUAUCCCAUGGAGCUGCACAUUGUGCACAUGAAGCAGCGUUACACUGAUCUGAAAACAGCGCUAUCAGACCCAGAGGGAGUUGCAGUCCUUGGCUUCUUCUACGAGAGGUCCAGCAGUGUGAACAAAAAGUAUGACACCAUCGUCAAAUCUCUGAAGAACGUCAUAGCUACGAAUGGCAACACAACUCUGCUGCCCACUUCCCUGGCACAGCUGAUCCCACCUCAGCAGAAUCUAACCAGCUACUAUCGCUACAAGGGGUCUCUGACCACACCAGGGUGCACUGAGGCCGUGAUCUGGACGCUGUUUGAGAAUCCCAUCCCUCUGAACAACGAACAGCUGCGAGCCUUCUCCGACCUGAAAUUCCACAAUGGAAAACCGAUGGUUGGGAACUUCCGUCCGGUGCAGCCGUUGAACGGCCGGCAGGUGUUCCGCUCCGGGGGCGUGGUCAUCCUGAGCGGCCCCGCCCUCCUCGCGGCCACCUUGGCCGUGGCCUUGGGACUGUCUCAGCCCAACUAGAGCGAGGCGUCCCACGCCGCGCCGCAACGUCCACAACUACAAAAACCUCCGUAUCACUCUUCAGCCGAACUCUGGUUUGCAGUAUCCUCAUCGCAUGGUUGCUACGACGAUCGAGCAUGUUAUGGUGCAGGCGUGACUCACCUGGUGUACCUCUACCUCACGGCGCAAAUGGCAAAGGCAUCCAAGGAUACCUUAGGAAAGGUGCCAGGAGUUUCAGAGAACUGAUGCAUGCAUGUGGACAGAGUCGUCUUAUUUCAGCAUUAUGAAUGUGUCAUAGAGCCGGUUACCGAGCACUCCAAGCUGAAUUUCACACCACACCCUCCAAGUCAUGCCCCUCGCCUUCCCAGGCAUCAUCCUCUAAGCACGAGCACGCUGGCAUCACACAUCAUUGUACACGUUAGACCUUGUCCAAUGUCAGGUAAAUUUAGUCUUGGCUAAUGUCAGUUUGAGUGGCCAAUGGUUUGCGCCCUGAGUGCAAUGUCAGCCCCAUGACCUGGCACGUGAUGCGCGGUUUUCUACGGGCCACUCGAACUGCGCGCAGCUAUUAUUAGCAGGAAACGGGCUGCCAGCGGUCAAAGGAGUGAGCACAGAGCCUGGCCUCCCCUCCGAAGGCCGGCGGCGCCAUCAGGUGAGCCGACUUCACGUGCCAGAUGUUUGCUAGGAGCCACACGUACUGUACUGUACAUGCCUCACAGUACUCAUGGUUCACCGGCAGAGUCACACAGACACACCUCAGCCUCGCUGUCUCCCACCGUCGACCCGUGAAGUUCAGUGAAGCCAUCCCGAGGACACGUGACCGCGUCUCGGACGUGCUCGGCAUCAUCGACUGUGAAUUAGACCCCAUCAAGCACCCGCUGGUUCGCUCGUGACUUUGAGCUGUGCAAUUUUCCAGACACAUUUAUUGUAAUGAUCAGUCGAGGAAUUGGUUUGGUUCCAUUUUUUCAUAAUGCAUCAAUUUGUAUUUCUAUGUUGUGUCCUUGUACACAUGUAUUUAUUUACUGAAUGUGUUUAUGUAUUAGAUAUACAUAUAUAUGAGACGCACAGUUGCUGUAAUUAUGUAUCGAAAACUUUAUAUAGUGCGGAAUGAAUAUGUGAAGCAUUAGGCUGUUCAUAAGACGAGUUUACUCAUGAUGUUCAAGUGUAUGAGACUGUCUGGUCGUGAUGCUUGAAAAUGUCAUAAAUCAUAUGGAGAAUGUGUCCAAGCGAACAAUAAACCACUUACCUGCCUUUUUAA
Molecule: messenger RNA, 2385 nt
Organism: Betta splendens (Siamese fighting fish)
Lineage: Eukaryota; Metazoa; Chordata; Actinopteri; Anabantiformes; Osphronemidae
Gene: ca4a
Product: carbonic anhydrase IV a
Exons: 8
Coding region: 231-1151 (306 amino acids)
Cellular component (GO): plasma membrane
Molecular function (GO): carbonate dehydratase activity; zinc ion binding
Source: RefSeq, a predicted model, not a curated record